CGGCCCGCCCCCUCAGAACCUUACAUUUACAGUGUAGCAAAAGAGAAAGUAACUAUGUUGCUGCUGGAGAUCAAUGAAGCCUAGUGAAUGAGGGCUGAAUGUGCGAAUCCCUUGCUGAAGCGGAGCGCCAGAUGGUGGAGGGUUACACUUAUUUAUGAAACUGUCUUGAGUUCUUCUUGAAUUGCCAGUUUUCAGCCUCCUCAUGCCUCCGUCUCCUUUAGACGACAGGGUAGUGGUGGCACUGUCUAGGCCCGUUCGACCUCAGGAUCUCAACCUUUGUUUAGACUCUAGCUACCUUGGCUCUGCCGCCCCUGGCAGUACCAGCCACCCUCCUGUCAUCGCCACCACCGUUGUGUCCCUAAAGGCUGCGAAUCUGACGUAUAUGCCCUCAUCCAGCGGCUCUGCCCGCUCCCUGAAUUGUGGGUGCAGCAGUGCCAGCUGCUGCACUGUGGCAACCUACGACAAGGACAAUCAGGCCCCAACCCAGGCCAUUGCCGCUGGCACCACCACCACCGCCAUCGGAAGCUCUACCACCUGUCCUGCCAGCCAGAUGGUCAACAACAGUGAGAAUGCAGGCUCUCUAAGUCCAUCAGGUGGGGUGGGCAGCCCCGUGGCAGGGACCCCCAAACAGCUAGCCAGCAUCAAAAUAAUCUACCCCAAUGACUUGGCCAAGAAGAUGACCAAAUGCAGCAAGAGUCACCUGCCAAGCCAGGGCCCUGUCAUCAUUGACUGCCGGCCCUUCAUGGAGUACAACAAAAGUCACAUCCAAGGAGCUGUCCACAUUAACUGUGCCGAUAAGAUCAGCCGGCGGAGACUGCAGCAGGGCAAGAUCACUGUCUUAGACUUGAUUUCCUGUAGGGAAGGCAAGGACUCUUUCAAGAGGAUCUUUUCCAAAGAAAUUAUAGUUUACGAUGAGAAUACCAAUGAGCCGAGCCGAGUGGUACCCUCCCAGCCACUCCACAUAGUCCUCGAGUCUCUGAAGAGAGAAGGCAAAGAACCUCUGGUGUUGAAAGGUGGACUUAGCAGUUUUAAGCAGAACCAUGAAAACCUCUGUGAUAACUCCCUCCAGCUCCAAGAGUGCCGGGAGGUGGGGGGCGGCGCGUCUGCGGCCUCGAGCAUGCUACCUCAGUCCAUCCCCAGCACCCCCGACAUCGAGAACGCGGAGCUGACACCCAUCUUGCCCUUCCUGUUCCUUGGCAACGAGCAGGACGCUCAGGACCUGGACACGAUGCAGCGGCUGAACAUCGGCUACAUCAUCAACGUCACCACCCACCUGCCCCUCUACCACUACGAGAAAGGCCUGUUCAACUACAAGCGGCUGCCAGCCACCGACAGCAACAAGCAGAACCUGCGGCAGUACUUUGAAGAGGCUUUUGAGUUCAUCGAGGAAGCUCACCAGUGUGGGAAGGGGCUGCUCAUCCACUGCCAGGCGGGGGUGUCCCGCUCUGCCACCAUCGUCAUCGCCUACUUGAUGAAGCACACGCGGAUGACCAUGACUGAUGCUUAUAAAUUUGUCAAAGGCAAACGACCAAUUAUUUCCCCAAACCUUAACUUCAUGGGGCAGUUGCUGGAGUUUGAGGAAGACCUGAACAACGGUGUGACACCGCGAAUCCUUACACCAAAGCUGAUGGGUGUGGAGACAGUUGUGUGACCAUAGUCUGGCUGGAAAGGAUGACUGUUCUCCAUGAGGAGAUGAAGAGGAAGGAGUAUGGAUUCUUUCUUUUCUUUUUUUCUUUUUCUUCUUUUUUUAGAUGGGGGUAAAGUUUGUGAAUGGAAACAAACUUGUUUAAAAACUUUAUUUUUAACCAGUGUGAGAAGAAUUUAACUUUUGAUGCUGUUGAGAUUUACUUCCCACCAACUGACAAAGCAGGGAGUCUAAAGAAGUCAUUUUUUUAAGCCAACAAUAAAAAUAUCAUAAAACCUGUUUCUUCCCCUUUUCCUUUUAAGCUAUUUGUAGAGUUUACGAUUAACUAGUCUGUGCAGGUUCAUAGACCGAAGAUACUAUACUUUAAACCAA
Molecule: messenger RNA, 2017 nt
Organism: Bubalus bubalis (water buffalo)
Lineage: Eukaryota; Metazoa; Chordata; Mammalia; Artiodactyla; Bovidae
Gene: DUSP10
Product: dual specificity phosphatase 10
Exons: 4
Coding region: 203-1651 (482 amino acids)
Biological process (GO): negative regulation of JUN kinase activity; protein dephosphorylation
Cellular component (GO): cytoplasm; cytosol
Molecular function (GO): protein tyrosine/threonine phosphatase activity; MAP kinase tyrosine/serine/threonine phosphatase activity
Source: RefSeq, a predicted model, not a curated record